UAAGCAUAAACCAUAUUGUAAGUUAAAGAAGUAUUUACAUUGUGUAUGUUGUGUUAAAUAAUGAUAUCAACGAGUUGUUCAGUAUGAUUGAGUAAAUAUGCUGCAGGGCAAAAUGCAAUUUUUCUUAUUUCUUGCAAUUAUGAUUUUGUUGAGCGUGGUUUCUCACUCAUCGCCAUUUCAUAGAAUGAAGGUUGUAAACAGACCUGUAUCGAGUCUCACUAAACAAGAUUGCAGGAAUUUGAUGAGAACUCCUGAAUUUAAUGACGACUAUAGUACAUGGACGGAACAGAUGUGCCUAUUUUGGGUGUACGGGUUUGAACAAAAGGAAGCAGAACAGUAUGCAACUGCGACUAUUGAAGAUGGAGAUCUGGAUAAAAAUGGUGCAAUUGACGGUGAAGAAUUGUUUGGAAGACCAAACCCCAAAAAGACAGAGAAUGUAACAGCUUAUAGUCUAUAAUAAUGGUUUGCCUCACGUCUUCCAGUCUACCAUACUAAAAUAAAAUGAAUCAUUUAAUGUC
This is a messenger RNA of Mytilus trossulus (common blue mussel), 518 nucleotides long. RefSeq lists its product as uncharacterized. The coding region runs from base 98 to 457 and encodes 119 amino acids. The record is from RefSeq and is a predicted model, not a curated record. The transcript has 4 exons. Lineage: Eukaryota; Metazoa; Mollusca; Bivalvia; Mytilida; Mytilidae.